GUGGUAGUAACUGUUUAUUAUUUAUAGUACUACCAGGUCCGUUCAGUCCUGUUCUGGCCCUCUUUGGUUCUGUACGUUCUAGUCACAAGAUACAACAUGACUGAUAAACGAGCAUGGGUGACGCUGGCAACGAACGAUUCGUACGCAAUCGGAGCAUUAGUACUGGCAAACUCCCUCAAGCUGGUGAAUACCACACACGAACUGGCUGUUCUAGUCACACCUGGAGUUUCCCCUGCUAUGAAGGAAGAACUGGGAAAGGUGUUCAACACCGUGAAGGAUGUGGAUGUCCUGGAUUCUAAGGAUGUGGCCAACUUGGCCCUCUUGGCACGACCCGAGCUCGGGGUGACGUUCACCAAACUUCACUGCUGGAACCUCACCCAGUACUCCAAGUGCGUCUUUCUUGAUGCAGACACUCUGGUAGUACAGAAUGCUGAUGAGUUAUUUGAAAGGGAUGAGCUAUCUGCUGCACCAGAUGCCGGUUGGCCUGACUGCUUCAAUUCCGGUGUGUUUGUCUUUAAACCGAAUAAUGACACUUUCAAAGCCCUCGUCGAUUUUGCAGUAACAAAAGGAAGCUUUGAUGGUGGUGACCAGGGCCUUCUAAAUGAAUUUUUUGGAGAUUGGGCAACGAAGGAUAUUCAAAAGCACUUACCUUUCACAUACAACAUGGUCUGCACAGCAUCUUAUUCUUACCUCCCAGCAUUUAAAUUCUUUGAAAACAAAGUCAAAAUAUUACACUUUAUUGGUGUUAAUAAACCAUGGCUUCAAAGUGAACCAACCAGCUCAUCAAUGUCAAGUUACUUAGAAUUGUGGUGGAACAUCUUUAAUGGAAGUGUGAAUAAACAACUUUCUAAUAAAAUGAUUAUUAAUUGCACUGUUUAUGGAGAUGGACAAAAAGCUUCUCAAAACUGCACACCACCUCCUCCUCCUCCUGAACCUUACCAAGAAAGGUAUAUGUUCAUUGACCCCUGGGAACAAUUUCAAAACCAACCGAACCAAGAAAUAAGUUCUGACCAAGAAGUAUUUACUGACACAGAAAAUUUCCCAAUAAACAAUACGACUCAAGACCAAAUCGCAUUAAAUAGUUCUAAUACAAAUCAGGAAGAACAACUUCAUUUCACACCCACUCAUAACAGAAAUAACAAUACUUUUGAAAACAGAUUUACUCCAUAUGGACAAACAAAGAAAGGGAAUGAAACAAAAAAUGACACAUUUACUCCAAAUGGACAAACAAAGAAAGGGAAUGAAACAAAAAAUGACACAUUUACUCCAAAUGGACAAACAAAGAAAGGGAAUGAAACAAAAAAUGACACAUUUACUCCAAAUGGGCAAACAAAGAAAGGAAAUGAAAUAAAAAAUGACACAUUUACUCCAAACGGACAAACAAAGAAAAGGAAUGAAACAAAAAAUGGCAAACUCAUUAAUACUGAAAUAUAUUUUGACAAAACAAACCACUCCACAACUCCCAUCAUUAAGUCAACAAACAAUAUGAAUGAAACUUUUAUUAACAAAAUGCUAAUAAAUGAUAGUAUAAUUCCUACUGCUACCCUGUGUACUGAUUGUUCUCAUCCCUUUGUUGAAAGUAAUAAUUUACUAGAGGAGUCUGAACUUGAAUAUCCAGAAAUUUCUGGUGAGAACGGACUUGCAGGAGCCUUGGGAGGAGGACAGCGUGCGGAGGUUGAAGAACAGUGGAGGAAACAAAAUUGGGAACAGGGUAACAUCGAUUAUAUGGGAAAAGAUUCCUUUGAAAACAUAUGGAAGAAAAUAAGUCAAACUGUUGGAUUACCAUCAGCUCCUGUUGAUACUUCUAAAACUGACUUACUAAAGCAAACAACAAAGGAAGAAGUUGCUAAAACUGUAACAUCAAAUGUACCAUUAGCACCGGCACUUGAACCACUGAAAUCAAAUGCUGUUCCUCUCCUAUCUGAAUCUCCAAAAAGUGAUGCAGUUGUUCCAAAUGCAAAAGCUGCUGACGCACUAACUUCAACUGUUGCGUUAAAAGAUGAGGCCUCUCCAACACUAGCUGUGACAAAAACUGAAACUCCUGCAGCACCGGGCACUCCAAAAACUGAAGCUCCUGCAGCACCGGGCACCCCAAAAACUGAAGCUCCUGCAGCACCAGGUUCCCCAAAAACUGAGGUACCUGCAGCUCCAGCUGUGCCGAAAGCUGAUGUCUCUGCAGCACCAGGCACUCCAAAAACUGAGGCUCCUGCAGCUCCAACUAUGCCGAAAGCUGAGGGCUCUGCAGUACCAAGUACUCCGAAAACUGAGGCCCCUGCAGCUCCAGCUAUGCCGAAAGCUGAAGUCCCUGCAACACCAGGCGUACCAAAAACUGAGACCCCAGUAGAACCAGAUACUCCAAAAACUGAAGCACCUGCAGCACUAGGUUCCUCAAAAACUGAGGCCCCGGUGGCACCUGGUUUACCAAAAACUGAAGUCCCAGCAUCACCUGGCACUCAACAAACUGAGGCUCCUCUAGUACUAGGAUCACCAAAAACAGAGGUUCCAGCAGCACCGAGUACACCCAAAACAGAGGCUCCUGCAUUACAAGAAACCCCAAAAGCUGAUGCCCCUGUUUUACCUGGUUCUCCUAAAACUGAAACUCCAGUAGCACCAGGCACUCCAAAAUCUGAUGUUCUAGCAGCUCCAAGUCUUCCAAAAAGCGAUGCCCCAGUGGCACCGGGUUCACCAAGUACUGUGGCUCCUGCUGCACCUAGCUCACUGAAAACAGAAGGUCCAGUAACACAAGGAACACCAAAGGUUGAGGUGCCGAUAGCACCAGGCACUCCCAAAACUGAAGUUCCAGAAGCUCCGGGUACUCCAAAAACAGAGGCACCUGUAUUAGCAGGUCCACCAAAGACUGAGGCGCCUCCAGCACCAGGAACUCCAAAAACUGAGGCACCUGCAACACCAAGUGCUCCAAAAGCUGAAGCACCAGCUGUACCAAGUACUCCAAAAUCAGAUACUCCUGUAGGACUAGGUGGUCCAAAGAUGGAGGCUGCCACACCCCAAGGCACACUAACUGAUGCUCCUAUGGCACCAGGCACUCCAAAGACUGAGGCCCCAGCAUCACCAGGUACUCCAAAAGCUGAGGUUCCUCUUGCACCAAGUACUCCAAAGACUGAGGCUCCAGCAGUGCCUGGUUCUCCCAAAACUGAAGUUCCUUCUGCUCCAGCGACAACAAAAACUGAAUCUCCAGUUACAUCCAAAUCGGAACCCACACCAACAGAACCUACCAAAGAUGCUUCAAAAUGUUUAUCAAAGGAACUUCCAAAGACUGAAUCCAAUAAAUCAACUGAAGUGGUAAAACCAGAAGCACCAAAGACUGAAGAGCUUCCUAAGCCAACUGACACCCAAAAGACUGAAGCUCAAAAGCCUAAUACAAAUGUGCCAGUGCAAGAAACUCCUAAACAAACAGUAUCAAAUGAAUCUGUCAAAUUGGUUGCUUCUGAGCCAUCUAAAGAUAAACCUAAUGAAGAACCCAAAGGUAGUGAAAAAACCACAGAGCCAACAGCUGCCUCUGAAAAAAACACUGUACCUGGCACACCUACAGUCACACCUGCAACACCAGGAAGUCCUUUUCCAGAAGAAGUGAAAUUACCAUCCAACCAAUCUGAACCACAGAAACCAGUAGCUAGUGCGGCUACACCUGUAGAGGCCCCAGUGCCUCCAAAAAGAAAAGGAAAUCAGAAAGGAGGAAAUGGCAAACAAGGAAAAAACAAGAAAUAGUGAAAAUGUCUUUAUAACUUGCUGUGAUUUGUGCUUUUAUUUUAUAAAUCAUGACUUUGUGUGCGAUCUACUGUAUAAUAAUCAAAUGACAAAAUUUUCGCAAGGAAUAUUGAAUAGCGUUAACAAAAAACUAGUUGUGAAAAGUGUAACAAAAGAAUUCUAGUCUUAUACAAAAUGUAUGUAUAUUCUUGUAACAAUCAAAAAUUACUCAUUGAGUGUAAUGAAUAGUUUACCAUAAUUUCUCUUAAAUACAUAAAUUUGUAGUUCCAACAAAUAUAAAGAAAAAUUCACAGUUUGAGUGUUAAAAUUUUUUAUUAAAAGUAUUCUUUUUGGUUAUGGUUGUAACAACUUCUUAAACCUAUCUCAUCAAUAAUGGCUGUGUGUAAGUUUCAAAUUAAUUUCAGUAUAAUGUUUUAAUUGAACAAAAACAACAUAGCAAUUGUAUGCUCUGAAUCUGUUGGAAUGAAAUGGACAUAGAAGAAAAUAAAAACGAUUAUUUAAACA
Messenger RNA from Cimex lectularius (bed bug), 4230 nucleotides. RefSeq names its product proteoglycan 4-like. The record is from RefSeq and is a predicted model, not a curated record. NCBI's taxonomy places the organism in Eukaryota, Metazoa, Arthropoda, Insecta, Hemiptera, Cimicidae. Gene Ontology annotation, cellular component: cytoplasm. Bases 97 to 3726 code for a protein of 1209 amino acids. The transcript is spliced from 8 exons. Gene Ontology annotation, molecular function: glycosyltransferase activity.